AUGGGGCUGGAGGGGGAGGAUCUCACCCCCAGCGCUCCGCAAAAUGGCGGCGGGAGGGAGGCGGACUACAACUUCCAUGAUGCCCCGGGGAUGAGGACUACAACUCCCGUCGUGCCCCGCGCCACGGGGAGGGGGCGUGGCCGCGUUCCCCACCCUAUAAAUAGGCCCCAUCGCGAAGCAAAGGCCUCUCAGCCGCUGCUGCCGCCAUCUUGCGGGGUGCCCGUUGCCAUCCGCCGCCAUCCGCCGCCAUCCGCCGGCCCCGCCGCCGCCCGCCCGCCGGGACUGAGGGCGGCGUCUCCGCCCCGCCAUGAGGGCCAAGUGGCGCAAGAAGCGCAUGCGCAGGCUGAAGCGCAAGCGGAGGAAGAUGAGGCAGAGAUCCAAGUAACGGCCGCGAGCAGGGCCGGCCGGGGCCCCGGUGCGUUCGGGCCGCGCGGCUGCCGUUGUGCUGUGAAUAAAGCUGGUGGUGACAGCGAGCGUGUGGUUCCUGCGGCGGGGAGCGGGGAGGGGGUGUUGGGACGUCCGCGUCGCACGGCUCAUGACGUCACUGCGCUCCGCCAAUCCCCGCGCGUGUCGUCCUUCCGCACCGCCCCGGAAGCACCAUAG
Pezoporus flaviventris is the source of this 603-nucleotide messenger RNA. RefSeq lists its product as uncharacterized. NCBI's taxonomy places the organism in Eukaryota, Metazoa, Chordata, Aves, Psittaciformes, Psittacidae. The record is from RefSeq and is a predicted model, not a curated record. The transcript has 4 exons. The coding region runs from base 1 to 603 and encodes 200 amino acids.